AAACAACAAUUUGAACGUUAUUUAUUGAAAACUUCGAUUACAACCAAGUUGGUGAAUGUGAAAAUAUUCUUUCAUAUGUGAGAAUUUCUUGGACUUUAACGUUUUAUAGCCUCAAGAAUAAAAGAAGUUUUCAACCUCAAUCGACAAAUGACACUGUAUGGAUCCAGAUUAUGAAAAACGAUUGUUACUAGGACAACAUGGUAUAAGUCCCCUUUCCUCUCCUACAUCUCCAGCAGUUUCACCAUAUCGAUCACCACGGAAAGAGGUUUAUAGUGACAGAUUCAUUCCGAGUCGAGCUGGCUCAAACUGGGAGGUGGGAUUUAAUUUACUUCAGGAAAAUGUUGACAGCACUAAAAGUAGUCCUGUAGCCAGGGAAACUAGCCCUGAUUCAAAAGAGAGUCAUGCCUACAAUUGUUUACUUAAAAACGAACUUCUGGGUACUGAAAUCGACGAUUUAAAGGAUGCCCAGGGGUCUUGUAUCAACAACGAGAACCGCGCAACUCCAAAAUCGAGCUGCGCAAGAAAUCUGUUUCAGUAUCAGGCAAAAAGGGUAAAACGUUCAGAGUUUGAUGGGAAGUCCUAUUCGCUUUCACCCGUCAGCAAAAACAGUCACAAUCUGCUACGAUCGCCUAGAAAAGCUACGCGGAAAAUAUCGAAGGUUCCUUUUAAAGUUUUAGAUGCUCCUGAAUUACAGGAUGAUUUCUAUUUAAAUUUGGUCGACUGGUCCCAACAGAAUAUUCUCAGCGUUGGUUUGGGUACAUGCGUUUAUCUUUGGAGUGCAUGCACUAGCCAGGUAACGAAGCUUUGUGACCUCUCAGAUGAUAGUGAUUCUGUAACAUCAGUCUCGUGGGCAGAAAGGACUGGUCAUGUGGCUGUCGGCACUCACCGCGGUUUCGUACAAAUCUGGGAUGCCACUGCGCAAAAGAAACUGCGGUCUCUGGAAGGACAUACGGCGCGGGUCGGUGCGAUUGCUUGGAAUGGAGAGCUUCUGUGUUCCGGCAGUAGAGACAGAUCGAUCUUACAGCGUGAUUUACGAAGCUCAGAACCAAGCGAGAGAAAGCUUGUGGGACACAGACAGGAGGUUUGUGGUUUAAAAUGGUCGCCAGAUCAUCAACAUUUGGCAUCGGGGGGAAACGACAAUAAGCUACUCGUGUGGAACACAAGCAGCUCGAUUCCGGUUCAACAAUAUAACGAGCAUACAGCCGCUGUCAAGGCGAUAUCGUGGUCUCCCCAUCAGCAUGGUUUACUGGCAUCCGGGGGUGGUACUGCUGACAGGUGUAUACGGUUUUGGAAUACGUUGGCUGCUCAACCGUUACAGUCUGUCGAUACUGGUUCCCAGGUUUGUAAUUUGGCGUGGUCAAAACAUUCAAAUGAACUUGUUAGCACUCAUGGUUAUUCACAGAAUCAAAUACUUGUAUGGAAAUAUCCUUCUCUAAUACAAGUGGCAAAAUUGACCGGGCAUUCCUACCGAGUUCUAUAUCUUGCCGUAUCUCCUGAUGGUGAAGCAAUUGUGACGGGGGCAGGAGACGAGACCCUUCGUUUCUGGAAUGUAUUCAGUAAAGCAAGAUCGCAAAAGGAAUGUAAGUCAGAAUUGAACUUGUUCACGAAAAUUAGAUGAAUGUAUACAGGAAGGGUGGUUGUGUGUAAAUAUGACUCUCAUACUUUAGGCCUGUUUAUUUGCAGCCGAAUUAGCGGUUGAAACAGUUAAAUUAUUUUUUAUAUAGUAGCUUAUAUUGCCGGGUAGCUCGGCAACCAACCCACGGCCCCAUCUAAACAGGCCCUUAGAUAUUGAAAAUUGUAGGUGAGGUAUGUUCUGUAGUAGUAUUUGGGUGAAAUGGUGUAGUGUGGAAAAAUGAUGAUUGGAUGAAUAAAAUGUAGUGUAAAAUGCGCAAUA
This is a messenger RNA of Dendronephthya gigantea, 1894 nucleotides long. Its product is annotated as fizzy-related protein homolog. Gene Ontology annotation, biological process: positive regulation of anaphase-promoting complex-dependent catabolic process; positive regulation of ubiquitin protein ligase activity; anaphase-promoting complex-dependent catabolic process. Gene Ontology annotation, cellular component: anaphase-promoting complex. The transcript is spliced from 22 exons. Lineage: Eukaryota; Metazoa; Cnidaria; Anthozoa; Malacalcyonacea; Nephtheidae. The coding region runs from base 158 to 1618 and encodes 486 amino acids. Gene Ontology annotation, molecular function: anaphase-promoting complex binding; protein binding; ubiquitin ligase activator activity. The record is from RefSeq and is a predicted model, not a curated record.